Notothenia coriiceps (black rockcod) is the source of this 1109-nucleotide messenger RNA. RefSeq names its product T-cell acute lymphocytic leukemia 2 (gene tal2). NCBI's taxonomy places the organism in Eukaryota, Metazoa, Chordata, Actinopteri, Perciformes, Nototheniidae. Gene Ontology annotation, biological process: regulation of transcription by RNA polymerase II. Gene Ontology annotation, molecular function: DNA-binding transcription factor activity, RNA polymerase II-specific; RNA polymerase II cis-regulatory region sequence-specific DNA binding; protein dimerization activity. The transcript is spliced from 2 exons. The record is from RefSeq and is a predicted model, not a curated record. The coding region runs from base 178 to 516 and encodes 112 amino acids.
CCCUCUCUCUUUAGCUCUUUCCCUCCCUCCUGCUCACAAGGAUCUGUCAUCGAGCAUGAGAAGACACAACUGAGUGGACAUUCACAGCGAACCACUGGACACCGGUGACCUGCGGAGGACCACUCUCAAACUGACAUUACUGCACAUUUCUGCACACAUACAGCUCAACUCAGCACCAUGACCAGGAAGGUGUUCACCAACACGAGGGAGCGCUGGCGGCAGCACAACGUCAACACCGCCUUCACGGAGCUCCGCAAGCUCAUCCCCACCCAUCCUCCGGAGAAGAAGCUGAGCAAGAACGAGAUCCUGCGCCUGGCCAUGCGCUACAUCACCUUCCUGGUGCAGCUGCUGGAGAGCCAGACCGGUCAGCCGGCCAGCCACUCCCCCACCGCUCUGCUCACCUUCCUCAGAGGAAGCAUGGAGCAGCUGAACUCCCCUCCUCACCCCUGGGCCAUGACCAGCGACACAGAGGUCCCGUCACCUGACUCCAGCUGCGACAGCUCCGAGGCCUGGUAGAAAACACAAAAAAAGGAACUCUCGAGUGGACCUUCUGACCCUUUACCUGGGGUUUUGACAAACUGCUCUUGUUUUUUCUCAAGACUCUUUUUGUCUCUGCAUUUGUCACCCGUGCGUGUUUCAAUGCAGAAGACCCAAUAUUGUGUGAUAUAUGUGGGCUCCAAACAUGGCUGAAAAUGUUGGUACAGCCUCCACGCUGAUCAGUGUUCAAAUAUGAUUUGCGGGUGAAAAUGAAUUUGUAUUCUGCAUGGAUGUGUAAAAGCCUGGAUGUACAAUAUUCCCUUCAUGUCUUCAUGUUAAUGCCCGCCUGGAACUAAAUUAGUUUUGCAAUGACAGGGUGUUUUGCCGAUGAGGAAAAUGGAGGGGAUUAAGGAAUUUCUCAUUUCAAGCAAUAGAUUCAGCACUUGAAUAGAUAAUGGCUCAGCCAAUUCUCCAGACUGCAAUCGUCUCAAAAUAGCCAAGGGCACUUUUUUUCUCCUUUUUUCUACGACAUGCUGUUUUUUGAAGACUAAAUCUGACCUUUAUUUUUGUUUGUAAAGGUUAUGUGACUUCAGAAGAAUCAGUUAUUUGAAAGACUUUUGCUGUUUCUCACA